AUGCCUACCUUCUACCCCUCAAUCCCCCCCGACCUCCGCGAUUGGGCCCUCCGCCAGAGCGUCUUCUUCGUCGCUUCGGCGCCCCUGCGCGGCCGCCACAUCAACCUGUCACCCAAGGGCCUCCCAGACUCCUCCUUUGCCAUCCUCGGUCCGAACGAGGCCGCCUAUGUGGACGCCACAGGCUCCGGAAGCGAGACGAUCAGCCACGUCCGCGAAAACGGCCGCCUUACUGUCAUGUUCUGUUCGUUCGACCCGACCCCGCGCAUCCUGCGGUUCUUCUCCACGGCCGAGGUGAUCGAGUGGGACGAGCCCCGGUUUGCGUCGGAGCUGGCGCGCAUGGGCGGGAAGAGGGUGCUGGGGGCAAGGGCGGUUAUUCGUCUGGAUGUUUUCAAGGUCCAAAGGUCCUGCGGCUACGGCGUCCCCUUGCUGGCUCUCACGCCCGACCCAGAGCCCAGACCGUAUCUGAAGGACCGUGAGACGAUGGGCCACUGGGCCAGCAAGAAGGUCGAGGGUAAUGUGCUGCACGAGUAUCAGCGGCUGAAUAAUAGCGCCAGUCUCGACGGGCUACCGGGGCUGCGUAGCGCGUUGAAAGACGCCGGUCGGUCGGUCUGGGCGGCGCGACUGGGGAAUUGGGCGAGUCGACAUCGCGAUGAGAUCGAGAUGGUCAAAUCUGUGGUGCUUAUUGUGUUGUCAACAACCAUGAGCUCCCGUCCCGUCCGUAUCGCCGGCGCCUCCGGCUCCGCCUCAGACCGGCGCCAUGCCAUCGUCGAGUUCGCCCGCAAUUAUCCCCAGGACCCCGUCGACGUCAUCAUCGCCGACUUCAUGAGCGAAGCCAACAUGUCCACGGGGGCCGCGCGCCGCAUCGAGUCCGACCGGCAAGUCGCCGCCGGCCUAGAGCCCACCGCGCCGGGCUACGAGCCGGCGUUUUUGCUCGCGCUGCAGCCGGCCCUCCAUGAUCUGGCAAGGUACGGCAUCAAGCUGGCGGUCAAUGCGGGGAACACAGACACAGAAGGGCUGUACAAGGCCGUGACGAAGAUGGUGCAGGCGAAGAAGCUGGAUUUGAAGGUGGCCUGGGUGUCUGGAGACGAGGUCCUCUCCACCGUCAAACAGGCCCUGUCCUCGGGGAAAUCGACAUUCAAAAACGUCUACACCGGGGAGACCCUGCGCGACUGGUCGUUCGAGCCGAUCUACGCCCAGUGCUAUCUCGGCGGACUGGGCGUCGCCGCUGCCCUCGCCCAGGGCGCCGACAUCGUCCUCUGCGGCCGCGUCUCAGACGCCUCCCCCGUCAUUGGCGCCGCAUACUGGUUCCAUGGCUGGACCCGCGACGACCUGGACCAGCUGGCGAAUGCAUUCGUUGCGGGCCACCUCAUCGAAUGUAGCAACUACGUCUGCGGCGGCAACUUCACCGGCUUCAAGACGCUCGAACACCUCGGCCCAGCCGGCUGGUCCAACAUCGGGUAUCCCAUCGCGGAGAUCUCGCCCGACGGCAGGGUCAUCAUCACCAUGCAGUCGUACGCCACGGGCGGCGCCGUGACCGUCGACACCUGCUCGUCGCAGCUGCUGUACGAGAUCCAGGGCCCGUGGUACUUCAACUCGGACGUCACCGCCAUCCUAACAGACAUCCACUUCGAGCAGCUGGGCACGAACCGCGUCGCGCUGCACGGCGUGCGCUCGGCGCCGCCGCCGCCCACCACCAAAGUCGGCGUGACCGCGCGCGGCGGCUUUCAGGCCGAGGCGUCGUGGUUCCUGGUCGGGCUGGACAUCGACGCGAAGGCGCGCAUGCUGGAGGCGCAGCUCCGCCGCCUGCUCGCCCCCUACGCGGCCAACUACACCGCGCUCAAGUUCUCGACGCUGGGCUCCGCGCCGGACGACCCGCGCUCCCAGGACGCCGCAACCGUCACCGUCCGCGUCGUCGUGCAGGCCCGCACGCCCGACGCCAUCGCCCCCAACAACUUCCUCCGCCAUAUCACCGACAACAUCAUGCAGGGCUACCCCGGCGCCACCUUCCACCUCGACCUGCGCCAGGGAUUCCCCAAGCCCGUGUACGAGUACUACGUGAGUCUCCUGCCGCAGGCGGACGUGCAGCACCGCGUGCACCUCCCCUGGAAGAACCAGACCCUGGACGUGCCGCCGCCCCCAGUCACGCGCGAGUAUCCGGCGCGCCAACCCUCGCAGGCGGUCACCACCGCCCCCGGCACGCGAGACGUCGACUUUGGAGCGACGGUCCGCGGGCCGCUGGGCUGGAUCGUGCACGCCCGCUCCGGCGACAAGGGGCCCGAUGCGAACUGCGGGUUCUGGGUGCGUCAUAGCGACGAAUACCUCUGGCUGCGGUCGUUGUUGUCCACUGCGCGCAUGAAGGAGCUGCUCGGGGAGGAGUAUAAUUCCAACCCGCAGCUGCAGAUUGAGCGGUUCGAGCUGCCCAAUCUCCGCGGCGUGCACUUUUUGUUCCGGAAUUUGCUGGAUCGGGGCGUCGGCGCGACGACGACUGUCGACUUUUUGGGCAAGAAUGUUGCGGAGUUCUUGCGUGCCAGGUGGGUGGAUCUGCCGGUGAAGUUCUUGAAUCGGGGGAAGUUGUAG
Messenger RNA from Aspergillus terreus NIH2624, 2577 nucleotides. RefSeq lists its product as uncharacterized. Bases 1 to 2577 code for a protein of 858 amino acids. Lineage: Eukaryota; Fungi; Ascomycota; Eurotiomycetes; Eurotiales; Aspergillaceae. The record is from RefSeq and is a predicted model, not a curated record. The transcript has 5 exons.